This is a messenger RNA of Lolium rigidum, 1011 nucleotides long. Its product is annotated as ras-related protein Rab2BV-like. The transcript has 2 exons. The coding region runs from base 58 to 705 and encodes 215 amino acids. The record is from RefSeq and is a predicted model, not a curated record. Gene Ontology annotation, molecular function: GTP binding; GTPase activity. Gene Ontology annotation, cellular component: endosome. NCBI's taxonomy places the organism in Eukaryota, Viridiplantae, Streptophyta, Magnoliopsida, Poales, Poaceae.
GUCCUGCUGAUCGGCUCAUUGGCCCGGUGAUCGGGUGAGGGGGAAGGGGAGGCGGCCAUGGCGCACCGGGUGGACAACGAGUACGACUACCUCUUCAAGAUCGUGCUCAUCGGCGACUCCGGCGUCGGCAAGUCCAACAUCCUCUCCCGCUUCACCCGCAACGAGUUCUGCCUCGAGUCCAAGUCCACCAUCGGCGUCGAGUUCGCCACGCGGACCCUGCAGAUAGAAGGGAAAACUGUGAAGGCGCAGAUAUGGGACACAGCGGGUCAGGAGAGAUACCGUGCAAUUACUAGUGCUUAUUACAGGGGUGCUGUUGGAGCUCUCCUAGUCUUUGACAUAACAAAGAGGCAGACCUUUGAUAAUGUUCAAAGGUGGCUCCGCGAACUCCGGGAUCAUGCAGAUGCCAACAUAGUUGUCAUGAUGGUCGGGAAUAAGUCAGACUUGAACCACUUAAGAUCAGUCCCUGAGGAAGACAGCAAAGAAUUUUCUGAGAAAGAAGGCCUCUCGUUCCUUGAGACAUCUGCGAUGGAGGCGAUCAAUGUUGAGAAGGCAUUCCACACUGUAUUGAGUGAAAUUCACCAGAUUGUCAGCAAAAAAGCACUUGCUGCUCAGGAGUCGGCUGCGAAUGGGCGUUCGAUGCAAGGAACUACUAUUAACGUUGCUGAACCAUCCGCCAACACGAAAGGUUCUUGCUGUUCCAGUUGAAGAGUUCGUUCGGCUGGAAGUGAUCUUUGGAAACGUUUGUUUCUGCAGAGACCACCUGGACCAUGACAUAUUAGGCUGUAGCUUGGUUUCAGAUAUUCUUCUUUCUCAUCCUGAUGCCCAUGACUGGUAAUUCCUAUCGGAAGAAAACCUUUUACCAUACUCUAUAACCUGCCUCCAUCAAAUCAUUCUCAUUCUGUAUCUUACUUUUAACUAUCAUCGAUUUCACUUGUACACUCAGAAAUCGAACAACAUGUUGUAACAAUGAUUAUUUCCUCUUAACGACAAUAAUAAUUGUUCAUGAUAUUA